Molecule: messenger RNA, 306 nt
Organism: Acaulospora morrowiae
Lineage: Eukaryota; Fungi; Glomeromycota; Glomeromycetes; Diversisporales; Acaulosporaceae
Source: the annotation of a GenBank genome assembly
AUGGCGGCACAACGCUUUGCGCAGAAACUCAUUUCGGAAAACUUCAUUAUGGUUUUCAGUAAAAGUUAUUGUCCCUAUUGUAAGAGGGCAAAAAAAACUUUGGAAGAGCUCGGUCAAAAAUUCAAAGCUAUAGAGCUGAACGAAAGAGAUGAUGGGACUGAGAUUCAAGAAUAUCUCUUCCAAAAGACUAACCAAAAGACCGUACCAAACAUUUUCAUCAGGAACGUUCACAUCGGAGGGUGUGAUGAUCUCUUGGCCAAAAAAUCGGAUGGAAGUCUUCAGAAACUACUGCAAGCCCCACAUUGA